Molecule: messenger RNA, 1237 nt
Organism: Ciona intestinalis (vase tunicate)
Lineage: Eukaryota; Metazoa; Chordata; Ascidiacea; Phlebobranchia; Cionidae
Source: RefSeq, a predicted model, not a curated record
UGAAUUUAAGUAUAAAAAUUUAGUUAAUACAGUUUCUAGGCGCCUUUAAAUAUAGGUAAGCAAAAAGUAAGCUCAGAUUUAAAGGUAAAUUUAAAUACACUGGUGUCUUCUCCAUUACUAGUAUUUGCUACUAAAUUUGAAGGUCUAAAAUAUGAAUACCGCUGAUACAGUCAUGGCAGCAGGUUCGAAAACCACAUCAAACGGUUUCACUGAAUUUUCCAGGCCUUCAAAGAACGCUUCAAAUCAAACUCAUGGUUCUAAUCAACAUAACCGCCUCGAGGGUGCUUUUCGAUCGAUUUUAGAAGAAAUUGGAGAAGAUGUUAACAGGCAAGGAAUUCUUAAAACACCAAAACGAGCGGCAGAAGCGAUUAAGUUUUUUACAAAAGGUUACAAUGAAAAUUUACAAGAGAUCGUUAAUGAGGCAAUAUUUGACGAGGAUCAUGACGAUAUUGUGAUCGUUAAAGACAUCGAUAUGUUUUCAAUGUGUGAACAUCACUUGGUACCGUUUACUGGAAAGGUGGCUAUCGGAUACAUUCCAAACAAAAGGGUGUUAGGAAUUAGCAAGCUUGCAAGAAUCGUGGAAAUGUACAGUCGUCGAUUGCAGGUUCAGGAGAGGCUAACAAAACAAAUAGCGUCUGCACUCGUUGAGGUUAUUGAACCUUCCGGGGUGGCUGUUGUUAUUGAAGCAUCUCAUAUGUGUAUGGUGAUGCGAGGUGUUCAGAAACCAAGAGCAACUACAAUGACUAGCAGUAUGUUUGGCGUUUUCCGAGACGAUCCGAAAACUCGCGAAGAAUUCCUAACCUUGCUCAACAAAACCUAAACUGUUUCAAACUCCUAAGAAAUUUUCAUUGGCUUUUAAGAUGAAUGAAUGUAACUCGCUUCAUCCUUGCGUGGCCGGAAAACGACCUUAUCAUAUAGGUUUAACACCUCGAUCGCGUGCCAGCUUACGAGUUGCCAUGUAUGUUACUUUGUGGGUUAAUAUGUUUCUAUUUUCAUGUCAUAUUGAUUCUAAAACAAUUUUACUUUAUGUUAUAGUUAAUAAUUUAAUAUGGCUAUGCACAUGCGGGCAGCAAGCAAUUUUUUUUAAUUGUAAUCCGAGUACCUAAGCUACGAAUACACGACAAAUAUAACUUUUUACUGCCGGUUUGACCUACUUGAAAAUUGCGAGUGUCACUCAAACGAGGUCUAAGCCAACAGUUUAAGCUGCUUGAAUCUAUACAAGGGCUUCAACCCCUAU